AUGUGCCAUUCCUUCCCAUGUGCCAUUCCCAUGUGCCAUUCCUUCCCCAUGUGCCAUUCCUUCCCAUGUGCCAUUCCUUCCCAUGUGCCAUUCCCUUGUGCCUUUCCUUCCCAUAUGCCAUUCCUACAUGCCAUUCCCUUGUGCCAUUCACUGCCUUUCCUAUGUGUCAUUCCCACGGGCCUUUCCCAUUGCCAGUUAAAAGGCCACCUAGGCUUUCCAUCACCCACCCCCCACUCCCCGCUGCCUUCUUCCACUCCCAACCCCCCUUCUCCUGCCCUCCCCUUCUCCACAUUCCCCCCCAACCCUAAUUCUCCCGCCCUCCCCUUCUCCAAAUUCCCUCUUCAACCCCCCUUCUCCCGCCCUCCCCUUCUCCACAUUCCCCCCCAACCCCCCUACUCCCGCCCUCCCAUUCUCCACAUUCCCCCCCAACCCCCCUUCUCCCGCCCUCCCCUUCUCCACAUCCCCCCCAACCCCCCUUCUACCGCCCUCCCAUUCUCCACAUUCCCCCCCAACCUCCCUUCUCCCGCCCUCCCCUUCUCCACAUUCCCCCCCAACCCCCCUACUCCCGCCCUCCCAUUCUCCACAUUCCCCCCCAACCCCCCUUCUCCCGCCCUCCCCUUCUCCACAUCCCCCCCAACCCCCCUUCUACCGCCCUCCCAUUCUCCACAUUCCCCCCCAACCUCCCUUCUCCCGCCCUCCCCUUCUACCCAUUCCCCCCCAACCCCUCUUCUCCCGCCCUCCCCUUCUCCACAUUCUCACCCAACCCCCCUUCACCCACCUUCCCAUUCUCACCCCCCCCAACCCCCCUCCCUCCCCUUUUCCCCCUCUCUGUCCCACCGUUGCGACUAUUUCCCCCCAUGUCCUGUUGGUAGGUUCGUGUCGGCAACAUAUGUGUUGGACUGGAAAAUCUAUGUCUUGAACCUGAGUCGCACCACGCCUGCCCUUCCCGCCACGCUGCCCCCGUCUCGUCACGUCCCUCCCUUCUCACCACGUAGCGCCGUGCUUGCCGCGCCCUACUUCGGCCUUUUUUGCGAUUUCCACCAGUAG
Molecule: messenger RNA, 1047 nt
Organism: Closterium sp. Naga37s-1
Lineage: Eukaryota; Viridiplantae; Streptophyta; Zygnematophyceae; Desmidiales; Closteriaceae
Source: the annotation of a GenBank genome assembly